Messenger RNA from Tilletiopsis washingtonensis, 645 nucleotides. Its product is annotated as S13-like H2TH domain-containing protein. The record is from RefSeq and is a predicted model, not a curated record. The transcript is spliced from 2 exons. NCBI's taxonomy places the organism in Eukaryota, Fungi, Basidiomycota, Exobasidiomycetes, Entylomatales. Gene Ontology annotation, cellular component: ribosome; mitochondrion; small ribosomal subunit. Gene Ontology annotation, biological process: translation. Gene Ontology annotation, molecular function: RNA binding; structural constituent of ribosome. Bases 1 to 645 code for a protein of 214 amino acids.
AUGUAUCUGCUCGGCGCACACCUGCCCGACCACAAGCUCGUGCGCAUCGCGCUCACGGGCUUCUACGGCAUCUCGUACCACGUGGCGCGGCAGCUGUGUGCGCGCCUCUCGCUGCACGACUCGGCGACCGUGGCGUCGCUGAGCGAUGCGCAGAUCAACCAGCUCAGCGCCUACCUCAGCGCACCCACCAGCGUGCCGGCGCGCGCCGCCAGCCCCACGAGCGCCGAUGCCCAGGUCGUCUUCGCCCGCGACGCCGCGCCGUCCUCGUCCUCGAGCUCGGCCGGCUCCUCUUCCUCCUCGGCGCCCCUGCCGCCGUCGCAGCGCGCCAGUCCCUUCGAGGAUCCGCUGCGCUCCAUCGUGCUCGAGGCCGACCUGCGCCGCCAGCACACGGCCAACAUCGCACACCACCGCACCGUCGGCACGUACAUCGGCCGCCGCCACGUGCAGGGCCUGCCGGUGCGCGGGCAGCGCACGCGCCGCAACGCCCAGACGGCAAAGAAGCUCAACCGCAUGGAGCGGAGACAGUACUCGAGCUACACCAGCGCUGCCGCCUCGGCCCCACCACAGGCGCCUGCGCCAACAUCCGCCGGGCCGCUCUCGACUCUGCUGCGGAGUCUCGCCGCGCGGCGCUUCGGCGCGGCAUGA